CGGGGCCGCGGGAUCCGUCCGCGCUCGCUGCCCCCGUGUAGUUCUCGAGUCGUCUGUCCUCGGCGGCGGUCCGCGGGUGACAUGCAGUCCCUCAUCUCUCCGGUGACCAAGGCUAUCCUGGUGGCUUUGUUCAUCUUCGCCAUCCUGCUGAUCCUCUACGUGAUUCUGUGGUACAUCUGCCGCGAUGUGGAUUGCGACCAUGGGAUCUGAGCGGCGCCGCGGGGCCAGGGCUUAGGAGCCGGGAUUCACCCCGCGGGGCCGGGAGCGGCAGCGGGAGCCCCUCCGGGCGGCAGCCGCCGCCACCGCGGCCGAGCAGAGGAAGAGAAGGGGAAGGAAAGAAAAGAGGAAAAAAAGAAAAAAAAAAAAAAAAGCGAGCGAAGGACCGAGCCGAAAGAGCCCGGAGGACAACUGCGAUCAAGAAACCAACCUGAGCUUGACCUUCAGAGACCAGGGUGACCCGUUUUCCCUACACAAAAUGGAAAGGUUGCUAUAGUGACUGGAGGCACUAAAGGAAUUGGUUACCAAACUGUGAAGCAUUUGGCAAGACUUGGCAUGCAUGUGAUAAUAGCUGGAAACAGUGAAAGUGAUGGCCAAGAAGCGGUGAGGAAAAUAAAAGAAGAAACUUUGACUGGAAAAGUGGAGUUUUUAUACUGUGAUUUGGCUUCUAUGAAGUCUAUACGGCAAUUUGUGCAGCAGUUUAGAGCAAAGAAUUGUCCACUCCAUGUCCUGGUGAAUAAUGCUGGGGUGAUGCUGGUCCCUGAAAGGAAGACGGAGGAUGGGUUUGAGGAGCACUUCGGCUUGAACUACUUGGGACACUUCCUGUUGACUAACCUCCUCUUGGAUACGCUGAAGCAAUCAGGAACGCACAGUCACAACGCUAGGAUCAUCACUGUCUCAUCAGCCACCCAUUAUGUAGGCAAAUUGCACCUAGACGACUUACAAAGCAGAUGUUCGUAUUCACCCCAUGGAGCCUAUGCCCAAAGCAAACUUGCCCUUGUGUUAUUUACCUAUCGACUACAGCAUCUUCUGACUGCAAAUGGAAGCCAUGUGACUGCUAAUGUAGUAGACCCUGGAGUAGUGAAUACUGAGCUCUACAAGCAUGUCUUUUGGGUUGUGAAAGUGGUCAAAUGGAUGACAGCCUGGCUAUUUUUCAAGACCCCAGAGGAAGGAGCCUCUACAACCAUCUAUGCAGCAAUAUCGCCCGAGAUGGAAGGAGCUGGUGGCUGCUACCUUUACAAUGAGGAAAGGACAAAAUCGGCUGAUGUAGCAUAUGAUGAGGAGCUGCAGAGAGUGCUCUGGACAGAAAGCUGCAAGAUGGUUGGGAUUUCUGAUGAAGCCAACAGGCUUCUCUAGAAGAAGCCACUUUCAGCUGGGUAAAUGAAAUGCAUUGAAAAGCAUCUUAGGUGAAAUCUUGCAGCAUCAGUCAUCAUCCUGGAAAUCACUGUUCAGUCCCAAAGGCAAACAUGAACAGCUCUGUUCUUCACUUGAAUCCCUAAUCUGCUAGGGUGUGGGGGGAAUAUUCCCACAGAAAGGUGUAGUGGUUGGUUUUAAAUCUAACCAUCAGUUUUGUAAAUCAUUCUGUUUCAGUCUGUGAUUAAAAUACAAUCUUUAAACAUGUGCA
Messenger RNA from Catharus ustulatus (Swainson's thrush), 1621 nucleotides. It is a transcript of the gene DHRSX, whose product is annotated as dehydrogenase/reductase X-linked. Lineage: Eukaryota; Metazoa; Chordata; Aves; Passeriformes; Turdidae. The transcript has 7 exons. Bases 553 to 1353 code for a protein of 266 amino acids. The record is from RefSeq and is a predicted model, not a curated record.